Messenger RNA from Boleophthalmus pectinirostris (great blue-spotted mudskipper), 1470 nucleotides. Its product is annotated as proteinase-activated receptor 2-like. The coding region runs from base 141 to 1274 and encodes 377 amino acids. Lineage: Eukaryota; Metazoa; Chordata; Actinopteri; Gobiiformes; Gobiidae. Gene Ontology annotation, biological process: blood coagulation; phospholipase C-activating G protein-coupled receptor signaling pathway; thrombin-activated receptor signaling pathway. Gene Ontology annotation, cellular component: membrane. Gene Ontology annotation, molecular function: thrombin-activated receptor activity. The record is from RefSeq and is a predicted model, not a curated record. The transcript has 2 exons.
UGACCCGGUGUCAUGACAUCACACAGGUAUCAAAACACGCUGACUCUCCAAGCCAACCGCCAGUCAGCGGUUAAAGGCAGCCACACCCGUGUUCCUACUUCCUCACAUUUAAACCCGCGAUUAAACUUUAAACCACCAAAAUGGCUUUAACAUAUUUCCGACCGCUAUUUCUUCUCGUGUAUUUCGUGCAUACGUGUGUGGGAGUAGAUCAAAAGGAGGGAAAAGGAUUCCCUGGUAUUGAAACAGAGGGUGGUGUGAUCGUCAGCUUUCAAGCCAAACAUGCCCUGAGCAGUCCCCUUACUGCAGUUUUUCUCCCUGUCAUCUACAUUGUUGUGUUUGCUGUGGGGCUGCCUGCAAAUGCUCUGGCCGUUUGGGUGUUCCUCUUCAGAGUCAAGAAGCAGCAUCCAUCUUCAAUUUACAUGGCAAACCUAGCACUGGCAGAUCUACUCUUUGUCAUCUGGGUGCCGCUGAAGAUUGCAUAUCACUUCAACAAUAACGACUGGAUCUAUGGAGAGAGCUUGUGUAAAGUUCUGGUUGCAUUCUUCUAUGCAAACAUGUACUGCUCAAUCUUGUUUAUCACCUGCAUUAGUGUGCAGCGUUACUGGGCUGUGGUUCACCCAUUAAGCCAGCUACAGAAGGACAACUGUGUGGCCAUUGCCUUGUCUAUCACUGUCUGGAUCAUAGUUUGGACAGUCACAGUGCCACUGUACCUUUAUGAUCAAGAAGUCACAGUUACAAACCUUAACAUCAUCACUUGUCAUGAUGUCACCAGGCCAAGCCAUAAAAAAAUGGCAGCAGGUUACUUCCUCACCAUGGGAACCCUUGGAUUUCUAGUACCUUCAUUUGUCUGCAUCGUGUCCUAUAUCCUCAUGUUGAAGGCUCUUCAGAACAACAUGUCAGACCCUACUAUUGGCAAAAAGCGGAGAAAAGCAAUUCUCCUCAUCAUUACAGUGUUGGUUAUGUUUAUAGUGUGCUUCACUCCCAGUAAUAUAAUGUUAAUAGUCCACUACAGUUUGCUAUUGAGUGACGCCACAAACAGCCUAUAUGGAUUCUACAUCACCACUCUGUGCUUGGCCAGUCUCAACAGCUGCAUUGAUCCAUUUGUUUAUUAUUUUAUUUCUGAGGACUUCAGGGAUCACAUAAAGAACACGUUCAUGUGUCGAAGCCAGCGGACUGUGGAGAGAAUGAGGGUCUCCUUCAAUGCUCUGAAAUACUCAAAGAAGAGCAACACCUACACUUCUGACACAGCCAAUACACAGAGCUCUGAGUGCUAGUCAAUUUGUCAGUGUAGGGUUACAAUCUCCUUUUGUUUUAUGUUAUCUUGUUACUAUAAAUUACAUUGUAAUCUACUUUUUUUUCUCUCUCUGACAAAAUAUGAGUCUUUUACGCAUGGGCAUUAUUUGUAUACUUUUGUUCUUGACUGUGGAUAUUGUGUUUUUAUAUUGUUAAUUAAAGUUUCUAAAGAAAUCA